AUGGGUAUGACCAAGAUUCUCAAAUUGUCAACCCUCUUCAUGGCAUUCUUGCUACUCAAUCCCAAGAUGGAGUGCGUGCCAACUCGCCCGCUCUGCCUCUCGCAAAUUUCGCUCGUCAACCAUGCUUGUUCAUUGCUGCCAUUCCACCCUGCAGGCCCCCCACCCUCCCCGCCUGACGACGCGGCUGAACACGGACACGGACACGGACAUGUGCACCAACAUGGACAUGGACAUGAACAAGGACAAGGACACGGGCAUGGACAUGGACACAGACACAGACAUGGACACAGGCACGAACACCAUGAGACACCCGUAGAAGAGGAGUGUUGCCAUUGGUUGAAUGCCAUGGACGACGAGUGUGUCUGUGACCUACUGGUUCACUUGCCCCCGUUCCUUGCCAGGCCCGCACACCAGUACUCCAUUAUGGUUGAUGAUUCGUGCACCGUCACAUUUCAAUGCGGAGGGCGCAUAAGGAUCUAA
Molecule: messenger RNA, 480 nt
Organism: Cornus florida
Lineage: Eukaryota; Viridiplantae; Streptophyta; Magnoliopsida; Cornales; Cornaceae
Exons: 1
Coding region: 1-480 (159 amino acids)
Source: RefSeq, a predicted model, not a curated record